GGACAGGGAGCCUGCCAGAGUCGUGAUGCUGCCAGAGGAGUAACACCAUGCUGGGCUUUACUGGAUGAGGAGAGGCUGGAUGUGUAUUUUGGAUUUAAAGUAUCUCUUGAGGUCUAAUCCCAAGUGGCAGUCAAGACCCAAGUCAACCCCACAGGACCUCAUCCUGACAAAAAAGCAAGAAUCUAAGUCUUCUUGGUAUUGUUCUCAGGAGAUAUGUGCAGAUGUCAGUGGCUGCAAGGUGCUAUUAAAGGCUCUGGUGUUUCCAGGAGUGGCUAGAGGCUGUGCUGACGGUUGUGUAGCAUCAAGGAAUAGAGACACCAUGGCUGCCUCCAAGUUGCUUCUGGUUCUGCUUUCUAUGGCCCUGCUGGCCCUGACCUCAGCUCAGACGGCCAAAGAAGAUGAUGAAAAUUCUCUUCAAGGGCAACAAUCCCAUGAAGAUGGAGACUCCAGUGAAUCAGGUGAAUUAGUUAGUUAUUUCCGUGCAGGAAUACAGGAAAUGAAGAACCAAGUUAAAGAACAAAUAAGUCAGCAUGGCAAGAAGGCUGAGAACUUCCUCAAAGGGAAUGAGAAGCGCAGCAAAGGGAAAGGCCGAGGUGGUAAUCGAGGCUCUGAUGGUGAAAGCUUGAGAGGUCAGGAUCGUCAGAGUGGAAAUCAACAAGGAAGAGGGGGCCAAGGAGGCCAGGGCCGAGGUGGCCAGAGAGGCGAGAAAGGCCAGAGUGCAAAAGGUGGCCAGAAAGUACAACGUGGAAAAGGUGGCAAGAAAAACCAGCAGGUGAAUGUCGGUGAAUUUUCAGAAGAGUAAACAACUGGCCCUUUCUUCCCCCAAGUUCAGAGCAUCAAUAAAAUUAUCAGCAUGAA
Molecule: messenger RNA, 858 nt
Organism: Cricetulus griseus (Chinese hamster)
Lineage: Eukaryota; Metazoa; Chordata; Mammalia; Rodentia; Cricetidae
Source: RefSeq, a predicted model, not a curated record